GAAGAGGUUCCGUAACUAAAAAGGGGGAAGUUAAUAGUGGAUGCACCCCGUUGUGGCCGCAACGCAUGCGCAAAUCUAUCAAAACACCGAACGAAGGGUGACCGCUUGAGGAAAUUCAUGUAAAACAAUGCAUUAUCGAGCGUGCAGUGGCUACAGUUUAACCUCAGUGUGACAUCUCAGUGAGUGAUCAGAGGAUGGACAGUGUUACCGUUUCAGCCUCAGAUGGGAUAGCAGAGUGUCCUCUGGCUUCUGAGGACAUGGAGGGGAUUUGUGUAAUGCCGGAUUUGAGUGCCAUCAAGACUGAGCAGUCAGUGGGUGCAAGUCCAGAUGACACAGGCACCCAAAAUGUGGCCAUGGGCAUCAAGUUCAUCCUGCCCAACCGCUUUGACAUGAAUGUUUGCUCAAGAUUUGUCAAAUCGCUCAACGAGGAGGACAGCAAGAACAUCCAGGACCAGGUCAACUCUGAUCUGGAGGUGGCUUCUGUUUUAUUCAAAGCUGAGUGCAAUAUCCAGACCUCACCUUCCCCAGGUAUACAAGUGCGUCAUGUUUACACGCCAUCCACCACCAAACAUUUCUCCCCCAUCAAACAGUCCACCACACUCACCAAUAAACACCGUGGCAAUGAGGUUUCUUCCACGCCUCUUUUGGUGCAUUCUUUGUCCAUUCAUCAGCUUGCAGCCCAAGGGGAAAUGGUGUUUCUGGCCAGCAGGAUUGAACAAGAAACUGUGAUCAAUCUCCAAGAUGAGGAAGGCUUUACCCCCCUGAUGUGGGCAGCUGCACAUGGACAAAUUGCUGUUGUCGAGUUUCUGCUCCAAAAUGCUGCUGACCCCAACCUCCUGGCCAAAGGGAGGGAAAGUGCAUUAUCCUUGGCCUGCAGUAAGGGAUACACUGAUAUUGUGAAGAUGCUCAUUGACUGUGGUGUUGAUGUCAAUGAAUAUGACUGGAAUGGAGGAGCCCCUCUGCUGUAUGCUGUCCACGGGAACCACGUGCGCUGUGUCGAAAUCUUGUUAGAGAGUGGUGCUGAUCCUACCAUUGAGUCAGAUUCUGGAUUCAAUGCAAUGGACAUGGCUGUGGCUAUGGGCCACCGGAAUGUUCAACAGGUGAUGGAGGCACACUUACUGAAGUUACUGAUGGGAAUCAGAGAAUGAACUGUGACACUUGAUGAGAACAAAUACCGAAGGGACAACGCUGGGCUCCGGACAAUCAUGUAACACACCCAGGCUGUCGGCCAACAGGAAUAUUUUGUUCCAUUAAGUGACAUUUCAACAGCGUUGUAUCAUAUCAACAUUAUUUUGUUGGCAUGAUGCACAUGAAGGUUUGUGCUGUAUAACUUUUCAAUUUUAACCUACUUUCAAGCUGUUUUACUCUGCACUUUUUCACACCGAAUGUGGAGUAGCAAAUCUGAUCCAGUUACACUGACAGAUUUUCAAAGAACAAAAAUGUAAAGUUGAGUUCUUCACUACAACCCAGCAUGCACUGCACUCCACCUGUAAUGUGCUGCCAAAUGUGCAGUGCAGGAUUGAUUUUGCUUUAACUAAGCAUGGAGGUUUUGUUUGGAGUCUUUUAAAAUCGCAUAUUGUGUUACAAGCCAUCAUUGGCUGUUCCAUCCUUUUCCUGUCAUGGCAAGUGUUUUUUAAACUAACUUAUUAACCAUAAUAACCCAUUUUACGUGUAAAAGGAUAUGUGAUGCGUUGAAUUGCCUCAUGUUCAUACUGUCUGGUCUUCAUAGUGAGCACAUUUCUGCGGCUCAUAUCGCUGUUUUGAAGACUACAGUGGGUUGUACAUUCGUACAGACUGGAAUGCAGGUGUGCUUUCAUGACCUGAAGAUCUUUGUGUUGGUUGUACUGAGCUUAUUUAUUUGAAUAAUUUAGACGUUGUGUUGUAAUGUGAUAAAAUUCUCAUUGAUGUAAGUCUGUUUUUUUUUCUUCUCUGUAUUGUGAUACUAAUGUCCACUGAUGUGUUGUGAAUUUAAAAGACCUCACACCUCAUUUAAAUGUCUCACAAGGUUAUUGUGGUGCUGUGCCACUGUAUGAGGGUAUUGCUUGUAUUUUAUACCAGUCAUACUGUAGUGGUGUAUCAAGAAAUAACUUAUUGACCUCAAUAUCAGACAUCAUUCUGUACAGAUAUAUAUGAUUUCUUAAGUUAAAAAGGUCAAACCACUGUUUAUAGUCACUGAAAUGAAGCUGUUAUUUAAUUAAAAGAUCUUUUUAAACUGCA
Messenger RNA from Siniperca chuatsi (mandarin fish), 2217 nucleotides. It is a transcript of the gene ankra2, whose product is annotated as ankyrin repeat, family A (RFXANK-like), 2. Lineage: Eukaryota; Metazoa; Chordata; Actinopteri; Centrarchiformes; Sinipercidae. Gene Ontology annotation, biological process: regulation of gene expression. The coding region runs from base 195 to 1148 and encodes 317 amino acids. Gene Ontology annotation, cellular component: nucleus. The record is from RefSeq and is a predicted model, not a curated record. The transcript has 9 exons. Gene Ontology annotation, molecular function: protein binding.